Lycium barbarum (goji berry) is the source of this 724-nucleotide messenger RNA. RefSeq lists its product as uncharacterized. The coding region runs from base 395 to 724 and encodes 109 amino acids. The record is from RefSeq and is a predicted model, not a curated record. NCBI's taxonomy places the organism in Eukaryota, Viridiplantae, Streptophyta, Magnoliopsida, Solanales, Solanaceae. Gene Ontology annotation, molecular function: receptor serine/threonine kinase binding. The transcript is spliced from 3 exons.
CCCAUAAUUAGUGAAGAUCGGGGAAGUGAUAGUUAGGCCGUCUAUUAGCAGAAGGAUGUCAAGCAUCAACUAUGGGUCUGUACCCUGUGCUUUGCAUUUUCUUUGCAUCUUAUCUUCUUCUUCUCUGCAAAUCCGCGGAUAUUAGCUGUCCAAAUCUUUGCUGCUAUUAAUCAUUACUCCAUUUUUUUUUUAUUUUUUUUUACGUUUACAUCCUCAAAUGGCUGCUCAGUAUAAUCAUUUAAGUUAAUCUUCCUACUUCUCCUAGAGUCUUGAAAUGCUAUAAAAUUGCUCAUUAUUCCUCAAUAUAUUUACUUCAUUAAGUUUUCUAGUACUUCAUCUCAUUUACGCAUUAGGACUAUUUUGUGUAAUUUGGAGUACUUAAAUAAAACUUCAAAUGUCUCCUCCUUUCACUAACAAGUAUCCCUUUUUGAUGUUAAUGGUGAUCCUCUGCAUCUUUCUCUUCCCAUUGGAAGCACAAUCCUCUGGUCUCUAUUACUGUUUCUUGCUUAGUGGAUGCGCACAUGGAAAAGCCGCCAUGCAACAACACAUGAUUCAGAACAGAAAGGUGCUUUACAGCUUGAAGGAGAAAGAGACAGUUCCCAUUACCGUAAAUAGAAAAACAAUAAGCCGAGAUGAUGUGGAAUUAAGAGAAGCACCUAUGAGUCCAGACCCUUUGCACCAUAAUGGGGGUAAACCUAGGAAUAAACCUGAGAUUAUGCCAUAG